This is a messenger RNA of Thyridium curvatum, 1236 nucleotides long. RefSeq lists its product as uncharacterized. The transcript has 5 exons. The record is from RefSeq and is a predicted model, not a curated record. NCBI's taxonomy places the organism in Eukaryota, Fungi, Ascomycota, Sordariomycetes, Thyridiales, Thyridiaceae. Bases 1 to 1236 code for a protein of 411 amino acids.
AUGGCUGGCCCACCGCCCCCGCCCGAGGCCUUCAAUUUUGCGCCCGAGUACAUCGAGGCGAAUAAGGGCCCAGCGAUUAUCGCCGUCAUCUGCACAGUGACUGCCCUCGAGACUAUUUUUUGUUUGAUGAGGCUAUACACUCGCGGGAUUAUCCUGGGAAGGCUGCGUCUAGAUGACUAUCUGAUCAUUAUCUCGGUCCUUUUCGGAUGGAGUGCGGUGGUGUUCGGCGUGAUGGCAGUUCAUUCGGGGAACGGCAGGCACUUUCUGACUUUGACGACGGAGCAGAAAUCCGGCGCGAUUCUCUGGACUAUCGUCGGGUUUUGCCCGGGUAUCAUGUCAUUUGGCAUACCAAAGCUCGCCGUCAUCUCCUUGCUAGAACGUCUCCUGAACCCCAGCCGCGUCCACCGCAUAAUUCUGUGGUGCAUUGGUGUCCUUUGCAUCCUCAGCCUCCUCGGGUGUGUCGUCGUCCUGUUUGCGCAGUGUACUCCAGCAUCUUCGCAGUGGGACUUUUCGAUCACGGACAAGAAGUGCUUCGACAAGUGGAUUCUAGUCAACUACGCUAUAUACGCUGGCGUCGCCUCGGCGUGCACUGAUCUCUAUCUGGCUGUGUACCCAGCCUUUGUCCUCUUCAACUUGCAAUUGCCGUUGCGGAAGAAGCUCGCCCUUUCGGCCGCUCUGGGAAUCGGUUCGAUUGCCACGGUCAUUGCCAUCUACAAGACAACCCGCCUUCCCAACCUCGCCAGCGACGACUUCUCCUACGACACCUCGGACCUCGUAAUGUGGACUUGCAUCGAAGGGAGCACCAUCAUCAUCGCCUCCUGCAUCCCCGUCCUGCAGCCCCUGGUCGACCGCGUCCUCGGCCGCCGCUUCUUCGGCAGCUCCCUGGGCCCCCGCUCCUACAAGAAGUACGGCACCGGCCGCAGCGACGGCGGCGGCGGCAUGUACCCGUCGGACAUGGAGAUGUCCAACAGCCGCAGCGCCAAGCGCAGGCCACCCCGCGACCCCAACGGCCUGACCUUCCUCGACGAGACCAAGGCCGGCAGCGAGGAGAGCAUCCUGCGCCAGGAGCAGACGGCCAAGAACGGCGGCAACGGUACGUCCCUGCACAGCGCCGAGUCGCGGGGUGCCCCGCGGGUCGGUCCGCAUGAGGGGAUCGUGCGAACGGAUGUGGUGAGCGUGUCUUACGGAGCGGCGCACGACCACGACGGGCCCGAGACUUGGAAGAAGGGCUUCUAA